This is a messenger RNA of Populus nigra (black poplar), 2113 nucleotides long. RefSeq lists its product as uncharacterized. Lineage: Eukaryota; Viridiplantae; Streptophyta; Magnoliopsida; Malpighiales; Salicaceae. The transcript has 5 exons. The record is from RefSeq and is a predicted model, not a curated record. Bases 291 to 1916 code for a protein of 541 amino acids.
AGGGCGGGCGGGCGGGCUGGUUGGCUACAUGUGUUUAUGCUGUAUUUAUAAAUGCGAAAUUUCAACUCCUAAUUUUCUUUAUGGGAUUGUGUGUUUGUAGCUUUGCGUGUUUGUCAAAGUUGUAGAAAAACGGGGAAAUUCUGUUCUCUCAUUUGGUCAGAUAAGUUGACAUUCAAAAGCUGGAAAAUAAUACGAGAAAUAUAGGUCUUACAAAGACCACUAACAAUAUUAUUAUUGAAGGUGCAAAGGCCUCUGUUUCUUUGUCUGUGGUGUUAAAGGUGGAGAAAGAGAUGGCUGAGAAUGGAAGGGUACAUCCAGAUUGUGUUAAUGCUGCCAAUCCUUACCAUGAAUGUGGUGUAGCUUGCCUUGAAAAGAUUUCUCAAGGCCAGGGAAGGAAGGAGAAGAAAAAGUCAGAUUAUCAUAAUGGUGUAAAUGGGAGUUGGCUUAGCAAAAACAUGGAUGGAGAAAGAAGAGCACAGCCAACUUGCCCCAAAGCCUCUAAUCCUUACCAUAAAUGUGAGGAAUUUUGUUCUAAUAGAACUGCUGAGCCUAAACCAGGGGGGGUUAAAAAAGAAACAGGAGGAGCCAAGCCAUGCCCAAAAGCAUCUAAUCCUUACCAUAAAUGUGAAGAAUUUUGUUCUAACAGAACAGCUGAUGCCAAUCCUCGUGGGGUUAAAAAACAAUCAGAAAGAGCACAGCCAUGCCCCAGAGCAUCUAACCCUUCCCAUAAAUGUGACGAAUUUUGUUCUAACAGAACUCUGGAGGCCAAUCCUCAGGGGGUUGAAAAAGAAUCAGGUUCCUUUCUUGAUACUGCUUUAAGCUUUGGUAGAAAAAAGAAGGAAUCUGAAUCUCAGCAGAACUCUCCUCGAGCAGUUAACAAUGCCCCUGCUGUAAAAGGAGCCGUUAACAAUGCCCCUGCUGUAAAAGCAGUUCGCCGUGCUCCACCAUCUCCAUUGAUUCUUCCUACCAAAAAGGAUGAGGAACCAAAGAAUAGUCGAUCUUUUUCCUCAUCUCAACCACAUUCUGAUGAAAGUUACUCCGAAGACCAUGCUCUUGACAAGGUGCCAGUUCAAUCCCCUGGACCAAUGCAUGUGUCUGGGAAAAUCACGCCUGAUCCUCCGAAAAGCCCUUCAAAGAUUAGUUUGGCCUGCUAUAAAAUUCCAACACCAGCUGAACCACAACAGAAUGGAAAGCUCCAUGGUUCGCCAAAGGCUGCCCCAUAUCCUUCUGCUAACCAUGAGGGAAGAGUCACUAAUGGUCCCAUUACCGAGUACUUGAACUUCAGCUUUUCAGGCAUUUCUCGUGCCUCAGAAGGGAGUGACGGGGAAGAGGUUCAAUCUGUUGUUUCUGAUUCCUGUGUGUCAGUAGGAAAAUAUCACGUGAGAGCAAAUGUUGCCUCUAUUCUACAGUUAAUCUUUGAAAAGUAUGGAGAUAUAGCCACAGGCAGUCGAUUGGAAUCAGCUUCCAUGCGAGCUUAUUAUCUAGAGUGCCUGUGCUUUGUGGUUCAGGAGUUGCAGUGCACUCCUUUCAAGCAGUUGACAAAAUCCAAAGUUAGAGAAAUGUUGGCUGUUCUGAAGGACGUUGAAUCCGCACAAAUUGAUGUUAGUUGGCUACGUGAUAUACUAAAUGAUCUGGCUGAAGGCAUGGAGCUCAGUAAUCAGCAUCAAGCUGCGGAGGAAUCAAAAUCCAACUGCGAUGAUCUUAUAGAGUCAAAAAAGAAAGAACUAGAAUCCAUGAUGGAGGAUCUAGCUCUCAAAGAGAAAGCAGUUGCUGAUGCCAAGGCACAAAUCACUGAAACAAGAACUCACCUGAGUAAUCUAGAACUCGAAUCUUCCAAGUUAGGUGAGACUAUUUCAUCCAUCCAAUCGAGGGUCAAAAAGUUUCAUGAAAAACCCUUGGCAGAUGAGAUCCUGUAAUGCAACUACCAGGCAAAACUACCACCACCACCUAAUACUUAAUGUGUUUUACAGUGUUCGAUAUUUACAUAAUCUAAUUGUAUGAUACAAAUUACAAAAACAUGUAGGUGAUACUAGAGAUUUACUAUGGUAUGUUCUAAGGUUUUAUGUUUAUAGUGUAAGUUCUAUGAUAUGGAAGAUGUGAUUGGUUUGAGUGA